CGAGGGAAAGAAGCGGAUUCAGACGGUAGUAGUAAAGCCUAGCUCGGGUCGGCCGAGCGCAAAUGUGCGCUCUACGUGGUGACAGCCGCGUCUCGUUCGAGCUGCUCUCAUCUGAGAUCUCGUUGCCAGAUCACGAAGAACGUGGUUCAACGUUCGAUCGUUGAAUCGAGGGGAGAUAUCUGGCGUGAUGGGCGAAACGAAGAAACCGUGAAGGGUAGAGAAACGUCUCUACCACAAGUGUGAACAUCCCCUUGGUUUCAGUGUGUGCCUCCAUCGUUCUGUUUCUAUCUCGUUCGUUCGGCCCGUCUCUCUCCCGUUCUGUGCCUCUGCCUGCCUGUUCUCACUGUUCUCUCGCUGUGCUUUCUAUCCUGGUCACACAUACACACGUACACGUACACACACACAAACGUCUCUACCUCUUUCUCACACUUUCUGGUCGUCAUCAUCUCUGUUUCGAGAUCGAGGUGGUAAAAGUGGCGCGAGCACGGGCAGACCCAGCCGAAGACUGGCAGCGUCCAAGGCACUGGCGGAGCUGGUGCACGAGAUCAGGAUGAAAUCGAGGAGCUCGUCGUUUAUACCUUCGAUUCUUAUGCAUCGGUCACUUCAUCACGCCAUCAUCGUUCUUGCAGUCAUCGUCUGGUCCUCUCACCAGUUCAGCAUCUCGUGAUACUCCUAUAAAUUAAAACGAGACGUCAGCGAAUUCUACUCUCUGCUUCCAGCAAUAUAGCUGUAUUGAUUCUCCAUCAAGAUCGUCGAAGUUACGAGGUCGUUAGAGAAGGUAUGUUCGCAUAAAGAUCUCGGACAAAGUUUAUCGUUGCUGGUGGAGGAUUGACAGCCUCCGGCAGGGCAGGUCUCGAGGCGAAGGAUCUCGAGGAAGUGGAGGAGUGGACCAGGUGCGAGCUACCAGGAGAGCCUGGCACCUGGCUGUUUAGUGGCUGUUGAUAAAGGGGGGGUGACGGGUAACAGCACCUAAGGGCGGGUGGGGGGAUGCAGCUCGAAAGGGUGGCGGCAUGGAGGAGCCCUCGCUGGAGGCUCUCAUGCAGGCGGGCCUCAUCUUCGUGGUCGGUGUCGCCAUCAUCCUCUCGAAUCUCCUCAUCAUCGCCACCUACCUUAAUUUCCGUGGUCCCUCCGAGGUGAUAAACUACUACUUGCUGUCUCUCGCGUCGGCGGAUCUUCUUUGUGGUCUGCUGGUGGUUCCGCUUUCGGUGUAUCCGGCGUUGGUACGAAGAUGGGUCUACGGGGAUAUCGUGUGUCGUCUCGUUGGCUAUUUGGAAGUUACUCUCUGGGCGGUAUCCGUUUACACCUUCAUGUGGAUCUCCGUCGAUCGGUAUUUAGCUAUCAGGAAACCAUUGCGUUACGAGACCGUGCAGACGAAGACCCGAUGCCAGUGCUGGAUGGUCUUCACGUGGAUCAGCGUGGCGAUGAUGUGCUGCCCGCCCCUUCUAGGUUUCCAAAAGCCGAUUUUCGACCGGGAGGCGUUCAUCUGCAUGCUCGACUGGGGCAACAUGGCUGCUUACACCAUCACACUGUCGAUCCUCGUGCUAGGCCCAUCGGUCAUCACCAUCGUCUACACCUACUGCUACAUCUUCACUAUGAUGAGGCGGCUAAGAUCCGGCGUACUGAUACACGACAAGGAGUACGCGACCGCGCUCUCGGAAAACCUGAGCAAUCCGAGUCACAUCAUGUCCUUUGUCCUGGUGAUGGCUUUCUGGGUAUCCUGGGCACCGUAUGCCGGUCUCCGGAUAUACACUGUCGUUAACGGACCGCCACAGGUACCGUUUCUUCACUUCGCGGUAGUGUGGCUGGGGGUGACGAACAGUUUCUGGAAGGCGGUAGUCCUCGGAACCCUGAGCCCGCAGUUUCGAUUGGCGGCUCGCGUGCUCUGUCUGACGUUGUGCUGCCGGCAUAGACGACUUCCGCCCGAGUUGCUCGGCCUCGACGACGACGAUUAAACGCCAAACGCCUACGAGAACAAGAGGGGAAACGCUUUCCUUUUGCGCGCGAGCGUUUUACAACACGCGCCUCAUUCCUAGAGCAUCGCUUUUCAUCUCACGGUAUUCGAGAUCGUUUCUUGCAUCCGCCACCGUUCUCUCAGAGUCUUCUUCGGAGGCUGAGACUGAGAUUCUUUGUUCCGAAAGGUGCUACCACAACGUCCACGACAACAAACGGUCGGAUUUCCAAAAUGUGGGGUAAAUUUUAGGAAAAUUAUUCAUAAAAUAGGAAUUCUUGUCGACGAAUGUUCGAUAAACGAACGAUCGAAGAUUGAAGAAAGGAAUUCCUUUUUUUUUUUUGACCGUUGACAUUUGAAAACUUCAUCUUCACUCUAUCUUCAAUACAUCUAUAGAUUGAUGCAUAUAAAAUGUCGUUCUUUUUCCCUUUUUUAUUUUUACGUCGAAUUUUAUGUCGAAUAGAAUAAUCAGAUAACUCGUAGAAACUUUAAUUUCGCUUUAUUUCACAAAGUGAUUUGUAAAAUGUCAGUUCUAAUAAUUAUGCAAAAGCAUACAAGUUGUUUUAAAAUGACUUAUUAAUUGAAACGUUAUCUGAUAAAAAUAGAGGGUAAUAAAUAAUUUGUAAAAAUAUUUCCUUCAAAUAUAUAUUUCCAGUUUUUUUGUUUUAAAUUUAAAUACAAUGAUAAGAAAGGAAUUAAUAUGUUACUCUGAAGAAAUGAUAUUUCAUAUAUAAGCAUCAAUUUAAUAUUUAUCAUUUCAAUUGAAAAUGUUAUCAUUCUCACUAAAUGGAAAACGAAUUUUCUGCUAAGCAUGAUUUCAGCCAAGUAUAAUAAAAUAAAUUUCUCUCUAAAAUGAAUGAACAGUUAGACACCAUAAUAAUAAACUUCGAAAAAACUAAAGAUUUUUAUCAACGAAAUUAUCUUUUAUCAUUAAACGUGUUCGAUUCAAUCCGAAUCGUAUAUUCACGCGUGUUAAUCAAAAAUCUAAUGAAAAGAGAAAAGAAAUUAAAAAACCGGACAGAAAAGAGAAUUAAAAAACAUAGAUUUAUCUUCUCUUCAAACUAUUCAUAUCACCUAUAAAGAAAUCGCGUAAUUCCUUUUUCUAUACAAUUUCAAUUUAAAUGAUCAAUCAUACGUAUAUUUCAUAUAUACAAGCGUUUAUUAUUAAAAAAAAUUUGCUUUAAUUCGAUAAAACGCGAAGAAAGAAGCAUGAAGUACAGUUCAAAGAAAUCGAAGCUCAGCUUGACGAAGAUUCCCGAUAGGAACACCAUCUUCGCUAGCGAAUACGUCGAUCUAAAUUCCCUUUUGACGACGUUUUCACUCGACAUGAAUCGCUAUAAUUGAUUAAAUCACGGCGACGCUCUGUUUAUCUCCCUUUUUUUUUGCUUUUUCUUUUUUUUCCGCGAAACGCUCUCGAGAGAAAAAUCGACGAAACGCGGAGAGCUCGCGCGUUCCUCUCCUCUCCGUCGUUUCGUGAGAGCGUUCCCGACGGAAACUGAUCGUUGCCUACAUUACGUGUAUCUACGUGGUAAGAUCAAGCUCAAAACAAGUAUCUUAGCCAGUCGAGAUAAAAAAGAAAAAAAAAAAAAAAGAAAAAGAAAAAAAAAGUAACGUAUUAAAUAUAUAAUCGGGGGACGAACGAUUUGCUUGCGAUCACGUUAAUGUGAUUACAUGGAUAUCGAUCGGAAAAAAAGGUGUAUGAAAGAAGAAUGAUAAAAACAGGACGCAAAAUAAUAAGAGAAUACUAGGUCAAUUAACGGAGAUGCCUCUACGGAAUGCGACGCCGCGUCUAUCUAUGCGCGCCAGUAGAAUGGCCAAUGUGAAAUUGAGAACUCGAGGAUGGGGUUCCGAUCGCCAUGGUUAUACGCUUUUUUUUUUAAUAACGCGCUUCCUCCUCUACUCGGCCACUCGAUCGGAAUUCUUUCCGCUCUCUCUCUUUCUAAAUUUUUUAAUCAACAACGAGUGACAGGUUUAUUUUGUCUAUUUUUUUAUUCUAACUUUUUUAACUUUUUGUUUGAGGAAUAA
Apis mellifera (honey bee) is the source of this 3973-nucleotide messenger RNA. RefSeq names its product G-protein coupled receptor 52 (gene DopEcR). Gene Ontology annotation, cellular component: membrane. Gene Ontology annotation, biological process: G protein-coupled receptor signaling pathway. The coding region runs from base 1011 to 1952 and encodes 313 amino acids. NCBI's taxonomy places the organism in Eukaryota, Metazoa, Arthropoda, Insecta, Hymenoptera, Apidae. Gene Ontology annotation, molecular function: G protein-coupled receptor activity; peptide binding. The record is from RefSeq and is a predicted model, not a curated record. The transcript is spliced from 5 exons.